Molecule: messenger RNA, 1430 nt
Organism: Kogia breviceps (pygmy sperm whale)
Lineage: Eukaryota; Metazoa; Chordata; Mammalia; Artiodactyla; Physeteridae
Gene: G6PC1
Product: glucose-6-phosphatase catalytic subunit 1
Biological process (GO): gluconeogenesis; glucose 6-phosphate metabolic process
Cellular component (GO): membrane
Molecular function (GO): glucose-6-phosphatase activity
Source: RefSeq, a predicted model, not a curated record
AGCAGAGCAAUCACCACCAAGUCCGAAAUAACUGCGAGGGCACAGCCAAAGGCUUCCUGAGUGAGGAUGGAGGAGGGAAUGAAUGCUCUGCAUGACUUUGGGAUCCAGUCAACGCGCUACCUCCAGGUGAAUUACCAGGACUCCCAGGAUUGGUUCAUCUUGGUGUCUGUGAUCGCAGACCUCAGGAAUGCCUUUUAUGUCCUCUUCCCCAUCUGGUUCCAUCUUCGAGAAGCUGUGGGCAUCAAACUCCUCUGGGUAGCUGUGAUUGGAGACUGGCUCAACCUCGUCUUUAAGUGGAUUCUCUUUGGACAGCGCCCAUACUGGUGGGUCCUGGACACCGACUACUACAGCAACACCUCCGUGCCGCUGAUAAAGCAGUUCCCGGUCACCUGUGAGACCGGCCCAGGGAGUCCCUCUGGCCACGCCAUGGGUACAGCGGGUGUAUACUAUGUGAUGGUCACAUCCACCCUCUCUAUCUUUCGGGGAAAGAAAAAGCCAACCUACAGAUUUCGGUGCUUGAACAUCAUUUUGUGGUUGGGAUUCUGGGCAGUGCAGCUGAAUGUCUGUCUUUCACGAAUCUACCUUGCUGCUCAUUUUCCCCAUCAAGUUGUUGCUGGAGUCUUGUCAGGCAUUGCGGUUGCUGAGACUUUCCGCCACGUCCGGAGCAUCUACAACGCCAGUCUCAAGAAAUAUUUUCUCAUCACCUUCUUCCUGUUCAGUUUUGCCAUUGGAUUUUACCUGCUGCUAAAGGGGCUGGGGGUCGACCUCCUGUGGACCCUGGAGAAAGCCAAGCGAAGGUGUGAGAGGCCAGAAUGGGUCCACAUUGACACUACGCCCUUUGCCAGCCUCCUCAAGAACCUGGGGACACUCUUUGGCCUGGGUCUGGCUCUCAACUCCAGCAUGUACAGGGAGAGCUGCAAAGGCAAGCUUAGCAAGUGGUUCCCGUUCCGCCUCAGCUGCAUUGUGGCCUCCCUCGUCCUCCUGCAUCUCUUCGACUCUUUGAAACCCCCAUCCCAAAUCGAGCUGAUCUUCUAUGUCCUGUCCUUCUGCAAGAGUGCGGCAGUGCCCCUGGCAUCUGUCAGUCUCAUCCCCUACUGCCUGGCCCAGGUCCUGGGCCAGCCGAACAAGAAGACUUUGUAAAGGGAUGUGGAGUCUUCAGAAUUUAAAAGUCGACGACUGCACCAAGGAUUGAAGGUGGUUAGGGCCUUCUGCCAGCCCGCUGUGAGGCCAGAGGUACUAUAGAGUCAGCUCAGGCGACACCCCCUUCUCCCUUUGCAAUUCUAAUUGCAUUGGGUGAUGGUUUUUUGAAAAGCUAAUAAGGCUAUUUGAGAGAGCCUUAUUGGAGGUUGGGUCGUUCUGGAUUUUUUUCCACGAAGAUAUACUUACUCUUUUGUCCAAUAUACAAAAGCAAGACUUCUUGGUAGGGCCAG